This is a messenger RNA of Talaromyces rugulosus, 1998 nucleotides long. RefSeq lists its product as uncharacterized. Gene Ontology annotation, biological process: carbohydrate metabolic process. The coding region runs from base 1 to 1998 and encodes 665 amino acids. The record is from RefSeq and is a predicted model, not a curated record. The transcript has 3 exons. NCBI's taxonomy places the organism in Eukaryota, Fungi, Ascomycota, Eurotiomycetes, Eurotiales, Trichocomaceae.
AUGCUCGCCAACAAAGGGGCCCUGUCCCUCUCUCUUUUCUCGUCCUUUGUUUUUUCCACACAGAUACCAUACAGUGAAUAUAUUCUCGCCCCUUCAUCACGUCUUCUCACAGCCGGGGAGAUCUACAUGAUCAAUGGCACUGUGCAAAAUGCAGCGUGUUUGACUAGCGAUGGUAGCGCUUGUGGAGGAGCAGUUUUCGUUGGCGUCAACUCAUCCGUUACUCUGGACUUUGGCAAAAAUAUCGCUGGCACAGUGCAAUUCAAUGUUGAUUCCGUGAAUGGCUCCAAUGAGUUCCUGGGAUUUUCGUUCACUGAAAGUUCUGAGUGGAUUAGUCCAUAUGAAUGUGAUGCCACGCAGAACUCUGGGCGCGAUGCUCCCCUAUGGUUCCCCAUCGGUUCAUCAGGGUCAUAUGGUGCAGAUAAAUAUCACCAGAGAGGAGGAUUCCGUUACAUGAGCGUGUGGCAUAACUCCUCCGGAACGCUUAGUUUGUCCGAUCUAAAAGUUAAUUGGACAGCUUCACCAAGCGCAGAAGAUCCGAAGUCCUAUUUGGGCUAUUUUCAUAGCAGUAGCGAGAAAUUGAACCGGGUUUGGUACGCUGGUGCUUACACGAACCAGCUCUGUACGAUUAGCACGGACACAGGCAGCGCGCUGAGCUUAUCUCUUGAUGACUGGUAUUAUAAUGCUACUCUUACUAAUGGAGCUGAAACCUUGGUGGAUGGCGCCAAACGAGACCGUCUAAUUUGGCCGGGGGACGUCGUUAUCUCACAGCCCUCUUUGUUUGUCUCUACGAACUCUCUCGAUUCUACUAAGACGGCCAUCGAUGCAUUGCUUGCGAAUCAGCAAUCAAACGGUCAACUUCCAUAUUACGUGGGGCCACCGAUAGACCUAGGCUCUUCCUUUACGUGGAGCUUCACUUACCAUCUCCAUUCAUUGAAUGAUAUUCACGAUUAUUAUAUAUACACUGGGGAUAUUGAUUACCUCAAGUCUGUUUGGUCUAAUUACACCCUUGGUAUGAACUACAUCGUGGGAACAGUCGACAACUCUGGAUUAGCAAAUGUGACGAGUUCCAAUGACUGGCUGCGAUCUGGGAUGGGCGGGCACAAUAUUGAGGCAAACGCGAUAUUCUAUUACAACCUUGGUCUUGGUGUGCGGCUUGCACUGGCCGUCGGCGACACGACUUAUGUGCAGAAUUGGACAACCACAGCUAGCACCAUCCAGAGCGCAGCCAAUUCCCUCCUCUGGGAUUCUUCCCAGAAUCUAUUCAAAGACAAUGAAGAGUCCACACUAUAUCCGCAAGAUGGUAACUCAUGGGCCGUCUUUUCUGGCCUUGUCAGCUCUGCUUCUCAGGCAUCUUCUAUUAGCGAUUCUUUAAUGGCUCGCUGGAAUGAAUAUGGCGCACCUGCCCCGGAAGCUGGAGCGACGGUCUCACCGUUUUCAUCUAGCUUCGAGUUGAAAGCACAUUAUGCUGCUGGACAUGCAGAUCGGGCAGUCAACCUCACGGAAUUUAUGUGGCAUGACUUCAUGUUAGAGGACCCUCGCAUGACUAACAGUUCAUUCAUUGAAGGCUAUUCAACCAAUGGGAGUCUGCAUUAUGAACCUUACAGUAAUGAUCCGCGGGUCAGUCAUGCUCAUGGCUGGUCUACUGGUCCGACAUCUAUAUUGACCUUCAAUGGAGCCGGAAUUCAAUUAACAAGUGGUGGAGGACAGAAUUGGACAAUAGUGCCAUCCCUGGGCGGCUUGAGCAGUAUUGAGGCUGGCUUCGAGAGUCCACUGGGAAUAUUUUCGGCAUCAUGGACACAGAACUCAGGGGGACUAGACGGCGAUUUUGAAACCCCACAGGGAUCAACCGGUACACUUGUCUUGCCGGCGAGUCAAGGCAAUACUGUAACCAUAAGUGGACCUGGAGGUAAUACAGUUCAAGGCCCAUCUUUUAAUGGGAGUACUGUGACUGUGAAUAACCUGACUGGAGGUAAUUACACUGUUCGUUGGAGCAGUUAA